AUGAAAAAGUAUGAAAAAGAUCAAAUGCAAAAGGAAAGCACGCUCAAAAACGAAAUACAGGACUUAAAAUGUCGCAGUAUGCGAGAUAACCUUCUGUUCCACAUGGUCGCCGAGGAGAGGGACGAAAAUUGCGAACAAAAAGUUCUCAAAUUAAUCGAGGAUAAACUUAAUAUCCCAAACGCCUCAAAUGACAUAAGGAUCCAGCGCAUAGGCGCUUACAAUGCAGCCAAGACGCGACCGAUCGUCGACAAAUUCGCAUUCUACCCGGAUCGAGAUCGGAUACGCCAGGCAGCCCGCCAAGUCAAGGACGGUUCCAUCGGGGUUUCCGAGCAGUUCCCGAGGGAGAUCAUGGAAAAGCGCCGGAAGUUCAUCCCAGCGAUGCUUAAAGCUCGUGAGGAGGGGAAGGAAGCAUCAUCAGGGUCGACAAACUUUUCAUCAAUAAGGGUCUCUAUAGAGACGGUGAGUAGGACUGUGGUGAGGAUGUGCUAA
Messenger RNA from Mya arenaria, 489 nucleotides. RefSeq lists its product as uncharacterized. Bases 1 to 489 code for a protein of 162 amino acids. The transcript has a single exon. Lineage: Eukaryota; Metazoa; Mollusca; Bivalvia; Myida; Myidae. The record is from RefSeq and is a predicted model, not a curated record.